AUGCGAGCACCUGUAAAAGGACAGAAUUUGGCAAAAUGUGCAGCGUGCGAUUUUGUUCGGUACUGCAGUAAGGAUUGUCAGCGUCUCGCGUGGAAGGUGCAUCGACCAGAAUGUCGACGACUGAAGGCGGUUUUCCCGAAUCUCCCACUCACUGAGGUCUUAUUUCUCUCGAAGAUUAUCGAUCGGUUGAUUUUUAUAGCCGAGAAUGGCGAUAAAUUUGGAUGGGAACGUGAACGAAAGUUCUCCACGCUUGUAGAUCACAAAAGACGAAAU
Molecule: messenger RNA, 273 nt
Organism: Cooperia oncophora
Lineage: Eukaryota; Metazoa; Nematoda; Chromadorea; Rhabditida; Trichostrongylidae
Source: the annotation of a GenBank genome assembly